This is a messenger RNA of Dissoconium aciculare CBS 342.82, 330 nucleotides long. RefSeq lists its product as uncharacterized. The transcript has a single exon. NCBI's taxonomy places the organism in Eukaryota, Fungi, Ascomycota, Dothideomycetes, Mycosphaerellales, Dissoconiaceae. Bases 1 to 330 code for a protein of 109 amino acids. The record is from RefSeq and is a predicted model, not a curated record.
AUGUUUGCAGCCCUUAGCGAUCUCAUUUGCCAUGUCCUCUAUCUCUCUCUGUGUUUUAUGCGACCCGUCCUUGGAAGUAAAGAGCUAGAGAAUGGCAAGCCUCACUUCAGGCCUGGUUGGUGUACAACAUUUAACCGUUUUGAGAACAAAUUGCGAGCUACUCACAAGUGGUCGUUCACAGGAGACACAUCUGGAAUUGAGAACAUGCACAUUCUUGUCGCCUGUUUGCUUGUAGGUCCUCCGACUACUUUAGCGGACCUUGACGACGUCCGAACACUACAGAGGAGGAGCGUCUUGCAGUAUGCCCCGACCGCGUGCGAGGCUGCAUAA